AUGACUAUACAUAUGGACAUUCUAGCGUCUGGCAUCUACGGCCUUAUGCCUCACACGUCGGUCAGACUUGUAUCUACUGGUACCAUGACCAUUCAAAAAAAGCUCAUCAAAAAUGAGAUAUUUGCUCGAGAUCCUGGUAACGCUUGCGUUCGAUGGAUUGACCUUGUAUUCUGGGACAUGAUUUCAAAUGCUUAUUUAGACACGGGAAUCAUUCACGAUUCAACAAGAUACGACGACGCGAGUGAGAAUUUAGUGUACCGCUUUGCGAUCAUUGUUAGCUUGAGUAGUAGUACUCCAUCUGCCACAGCAAUUCAAAACGGUCCAUCUCACGGUGAUGAGCACCCUGUCAGCUCUGUACCAGCUGUGUGUGAUCACUUAUUUGGUGACCCAGCGUUGAUGGUCAAUGGCGCAAUGACACUGCAUCGAUAUAUCGCUAUAGUCAAGAUUUAUAACGGUAAAAGAUUUACCUCAGCUUUCUCCAAGGACAUCGGUAUGGAGGACACCGGCUCACAGGAGGCCUCCCCUGCUCUUUCUUCAAGUCUAGUGAGCGGGACCACUAUGGGUCUGAAGUUUGGGCAGUAG
Molecule: messenger RNA, 582 nt
Organism: Plenodomus lingam JN3
Lineage: Eukaryota; Fungi; Ascomycota; Dothideomycetes; Pleosporales; Leptosphaeriaceae
Source: RefSeq, a predicted model, not a curated record